GAAUAAGGUUACUCGUACGAAGAAAGAUCCGCGACGAAAAAAAAAAAAACGUUUUGCUCAAACACUAUGUGUGAUAGUAUCAACUUUUAGCAGCUCAUCUGUCGAUCUUCUACUAGUACCCGGAUUCAGAUCUCAAACGUCAGUCAGCCAGCUUCUAAAUUUAUAAUAGUCGCAGAACCUUACACUUUUCAGCGAAAGCCACCAUGAGGAUAUAUCGCCCGGGAACAAUAGAUAUCCCCAAGGAUCUAAAUUUAACAGAACUCCUUCACAGAUCUGCCUAUCCAGAAAUCCCAGAGUCUCAUUUAAUCGCCAAGGACAGUCUGACGAACCGAAGCAUCACGAUCGGGCAGCUGCGCGAUCGAGCUGGGAAAAUCGCCAAAGGUCUUAAAACAAAGCUCAACCCGGUCGACCAAGCGAGAUGGGCCAUUAUCCUACCAAAUAGUGUCGACUUUCUCGAGAUUUUCCACGCGAUCCUCUGGACGGGUGGCGUCGGUUGUCCUAUCAAUCACGGCUUGAAAGCUGCAGAGAUCGGCCAUGGACUCGUCGUCUCAAGACCGCAUUUCGUGGUCUCCUACGGGAACACUAUUCCCGUGGUUAAGGAAGCUUUACAACUCGCCCAAAAAGAACUCGCCGACCAAGGAGUAAGCUGGGAUCAACCGAAGAUCAUAACAAUUAUCAGCCGAGUGGAGGGGUUUUCUCACUUACCGGACGACUACAUCUCGUCGCAGCGUCUACCAAUUCCGCAUUGGCCUGACACGACGAGUCGCCUCGCAUCGAUCCACCUAUCGUCCGGAACUACAGGAAGCCCGAAAGGAGUCGAGCUGACGCAUUACAAUUUCGUCUCAAAUUGUUACCAGCUCGUCGCGCACGACCGAAAGAUUUUUAACCCGAACGGUCGGGUAGUAGCCUUCACGCCAUGGACUCACAUCGCCAACACCACACUGCCGCUCUUCCUGGGCCCUUACGCCGGAAUGAUGCACCACGCCAUGCCGAGCUACAACCUUGAAGAUUUUGCCAAGCUGGUCGGAUCAAACCAGGCUACGAUCUUCCAAGGGGUCCCGAGCGUGGUCCUCCAGAUGGCUAAUUCCGACGUGACGAGCCGGUUCGAUUUCAGCCACGCGAAAUACAUAUUCGUCGGCGGCCCGCUGAAGAAGGACCUUAAAGACCGUCUGUUCAGCAAGGCGCCUUGGAGACCUAUGCAGGCAUACGGAAUGACCGAGGCCGCCGGGUACGUCGCAUUCCAGAAGGCCGGCGAAGAGCCGCAGCCGGACGGGGUGACAGGCCAACUGCUGCCGAACAUCGAGGCGUGUCUGAAGAAAGAGGGCAGCACGGAGGACGCGCCGGAAGGCCAACCGGGCGAGCUCUGGCUCCGAGGACCGAACCUGACGCGCGGGUACGCGUUCAACGAGGAGGCGAACGAGAAGGCGUUUACGAUGAAAGGAUGGUACAACACGGGAGACGUGUGCACGAUCGACGCGCAGGGACGGGUAAGCAUCGUAGGCAGGACGAAGGACCUGAUCAAGUACAAGGGCUUCCAGGUCUCGCCCGCCGAGCUGGAGAGCUACCUCAACGUGCAUCCCAACGUGGUGGAAGGCGGGGUCGGCGCGCUCUGGGACGAAAGCCAACUGACGGAGCUCCCGACGGCGUGGGUCAUACUGAAAGAUAAGUUCGAGACCGCGCAGGAGAAGAGGCGGGCUCUGAAGGAGGUGCACGAGGCGGUGGACAGUCAGGUAAGCGGGUACAAGAAGCUUAGGGGAGGGGUCUGGGAGAUCAAGGCGCUGCCGAAAAAUGCGACGGGCAAGAUUUUGAGGAAGCAGAUGGUUGCUAUGAGGGAUGGGCUGUGCUCAUUAGAAGACCCCAUCAAGGCGAAAUUAUAAUAUAUCAAAUAUUAAGGCUUUAUAAUGGGCGAUUCCACGCUGAUAAUAGAGACUCCAACCCUAACAUCGCAC
Molecule: messenger RNA, 1949 nt
Organism: Daldinia caldariorum
Lineage: Eukaryota; Fungi; Ascomycota; Sordariomycetes; Xylariales; Hypoxylaceae
Product: acetyl-CoA synthetase-like protein
Exons: 1
Coding region: 204-1877 (557 amino acids)
Biological process (GO): secondary metabolic process
Molecular function (GO): CoA-ligase activity
Source: RefSeq, a predicted model, not a curated record